AUGGCUUCUGUGGACCCCACCAUUGCCUCCACCGUUGCUGCAGCCGACUCGUCAAAAACGGUUUGGGAUGCUUUGCAUACCACUUAUGCUAACAGGUCCCAAACCCGAGUCUUCAACCUGCGUGAUCAACUUGCCCGCGUCACUAAGGAUACUCACUCCAUCACCGAAUAUCUUUACACCAUUGGGUCUCUUUCAGAUAAGUUACCCACUGUCGGUGCCCCUGUGUCCAACCCUGAACUCAUCGUCAAAAUACUCAAUGGUCUAGGACCUGAGUUGCGUGAGAUCUCUGCUGCCAUCCGUGCACGUGACACGACUAUCACCUAUGAAGAAUUGUUUGAAAAACUACUUGACCAUGAACUUUUUCUCCGUCACGAAGAUGCUAAGAAGCUGUCCAGCCCCAUAACCGCUGCCCGAUUGCCACUCCCACCAAACCUAACACCAAUAAUCGCAACAACCGUAGGCAGAACAACAACUCUCAGUAAUGGCACCAGAAUCCACGCCCCAUCACUCAACAACAGUGGCAGUCAAACAUGA
Lycium ferocissimum is the source of this 534-nucleotide messenger RNA. RefSeq lists its product as uncharacterized. The transcript has a single exon. The record is from RefSeq and is a predicted model, not a curated record. The coding region runs from base 1 to 534 and encodes 177 amino acids. Lineage: Eukaryota; Viridiplantae; Streptophyta; Magnoliopsida; Solanales; Solanaceae.